AUGUAUGGGUUUUCUUUCAAGGCUCUCGCUCUCGUUAUCCUCGGGACCCUCGCUAUUAUGUCUGUUCAGCCCAUGAGGGUUUCAGCUAUGCCCCUCAUCCAACAACAAAAUUCACCGGAUGUACUUCACCCUCAUCCUUCUCCUCAUCCCAAAUUUUUUUCUGGCAAAACUUUGAUUGAGCGUCGAGAUGCUGGUUCGAAUUGCCAAAACUUGUCGGUGAACGAUCUAAAGCAGCUUCCGGGUUUUAAUAAGCUCGUUCAGAAAGCUAAGCACAAACAUGGCGAUGGCAAAUACACAAUCAGGACAAAUGACGACCAUUUCUCUGGGCAUUCUGCGCUGAUCUGUGUCAACGAACCAGCUAAAGUCACAUACAACGCUGGAACAACUAAAUCUCAUUACUGUCAGCCAACUACGGCGGAUACGCAAGGUACACUCACAGGAACUAAUGGAACAGUCGCAGUCACGGUAUUGCAGGGUGUCCAGACUACUGCUCAGUAUACUAUCAGCAGUGCUGCGAGCAUUGGGUUGAGCGACAUGUUCCAAACCCAAGUCGGCUUUCCCGCAAUCACCGACCUCUUCGACUUCUUCACCACGUCUGUAACUAUAACUAACACACAGACCCAGAGCUUCAUGACCCAACAUACAGCCCAAACAACGCUCACUCUCACAAUGGCUUCCGUCGAAGGUGACAAGUGCGAAGCCAAGGAAGUCGUCCAACAAUGUACGAUACCAAGUACUGGAAUCAUACAACUUGUUGCACGAGGUACAGCUUGGUGGGAGUAUGAAUCCCGGACCGGGGACAAGGACAACAAGGAUGCUGGCAAACACUACGCAUGGAUGCUGGAUAUCAAUGAACUUUCAAUACCUGAUAGGUCGGGUUAUAUCAAGUUUGAGGGGAAUAUGGAAGUGGUCACUAAAGGAAACUAUAACGGCUUCAAGUUCGAUACUAUCCCCCCCGACUCCGGGUCAAUAAGAUCCGAAAUUAAGAAUAAGAGAGCGAAAGAGAGGGUAUCGAAGUAUGAAAGGGAGAGAGCAUCGCGAGCAGAUAGGGCCGUCUUCAUCGAUGUCGACGGAGAGAGGAUACGAGUAUUGGAAAACACGAGAAAAUCUGCCUCUGGUUGCAUGGACUGGGGACUGGGGUGUACGAGCGAAGGUGACGGGAUUGUCGACGUCGAUGUUAUCGGUGUCAGCGCCGAUGCUCCUGCGCGCUCAGAUGACAAUUGGAUAGAUAAAGAGGCCACUGCAAUUCGCUCUCAAAGACAUAGUUGA
Lentinula edodes (shiitake mushroom) is the source of this 1269-nucleotide messenger RNA. RefSeq lists its product as uncharacterized. The coding region runs from base 1 to 1269 and encodes 422 amino acids. The record is from RefSeq and is a predicted model, not a curated record. The transcript is spliced from 12 exons. NCBI's taxonomy places the organism in Eukaryota, Fungi, Basidiomycota, Agaricomycetes, Agaricales, Omphalotaceae.